Messenger RNA from Rubroshorea leprosula, 1307 nucleotides. The record is from the annotation of a GenBank genome assembly. Lineage: Eukaryota; Viridiplantae; Streptophyta; Magnoliopsida; Malvales; Dipterocarpaceae.
ACGAGAGAGAAUAGUUCCCCCUCUUUUCUUCCUUUUGUUUUCUUCUAUCUCACCAUAAUUACAGAAUCAUUCACAAACAAACAAACAAAAAAAAUUAAGAAGGGGAAGGAGCUAUUUGAUUUAGUUCAAUAAGCUGAGGUUUGUGGCUUGUGAAGCCCGUUUACCAUGGUAGCAGAAUCAAUUGAGACGCAUCCAAUUCCCAGAUCUCAGCCUAAAGACAAGUAGCACAGCCACUUGAUAAUGCUAAUGGCAGGACUAAAACAAAGAGACACCCUUGACGGACCAGACUUGAGACAAUUGUUCUCAUACAAGGAAAAAAUGCUAUAGAAAACCAGGUGCAAUCUACCUCAGCUUAUGGAUCAGAGCAGAAUGAACCAAAGUGGGAUUCUGUCUCAUCAUAUUGCAAAUAGCAUGGUGUUGACAGAGAACCUGUGCAGGGCAGGAAAAGAUGGAGUAAUAUUAUUUGUGACUACAACAAAAUUAAAACUUGGCAGUUACAGAUAAAGGAGGAAGCUGAUUCAUUCUGGGUAAUGGGGACUGGUAGUUUGAAGAGAAAGAGAAAGCUGCCUGGUUUCUUUGACAGAAAAGUAUAUGAUGCCUUGGAUGGAGGAAAGUUUGCCAUGACAGCAAUUCCACUAGCACAUAUUACUGCCACAACAGAAAUGGGCAAUGAUGAUGAAAAGGAAGCAACAACAGAGGAACAUGAGACUCAAGAUGAAGCUUUGUUUUUGAAGCAGUUUUUGAUACGUGACAAUCAAGAAGACAAUAAAGUGAAAGAAAAACAUCCAACCUUGAGUGAGUGGAAAAGGUCUAUGACUCAGAAAGGAUUGAAGCAUAGGCAGUCAAAACUGGAUGAAUGUGAAGAUGGAAGGCUAGACCCAUUGAUCAAGGUACUAAAAAGGAAUAGUAACCCGCUAAAUGAGCAGAUUCAAGCUCAAAACACAAACUGUCAACUGGAUAGGGACCAAAGGAAGGAGCACUCUGAAAGCCUGGUUGCCACUAUCAACAAGCUCACUAAUGCUCUGGAGAGAGUGGAGAGAAUCUGCGGUUGGCUUGGAAGACAGUGUGAGAGGAUAAAGACGGCGUGUAAGCCAUUUGUUUCUCACGCCGGUUGGCCAGGAGAGGUGGCGGUUUCGUGUCUAGAGGGAAGGGAGUCAGUUUCUCCUACAAAGGGUAAGAUAGACUGACGGAGUCCCAUGUAGAUCAUGUCCAUCCAUCCCUCUCGAUUUGUGUGUGGGACCCAUCUUUAUUUUUGGAGCAACGAUUAAAACAAUCGAAGAUUAUUUUUAUAAAAAAAUAAUAAUUUC